AGAUUCAUAAAGAGCGUUACAGUUCCCCGCCGCGGCGUCGAUUGCCACCAUCACCAUCAUCACCUUAUAUACCACACUGACACCAUAGAUACCCUGUGCCCCACCUCGACCCACUAAAUUCUCAGUGCUCCUAUCCUGUGCCAAUCGCAAAAAUGCAGUUCAGGAGUGCUUGCGUCACCGCGCUCGCCUCUGUGUUGCUCCAAUUCCGCGCGGCCGGCAUUGUUCCACAAUCCAUCCCAGAGGAAAGAUUUCAGCUAUCCAGCAUUCUGAGCCUAAAGUACCCCGACACGGGCGAUGUGGCUCUCGGCGCAACGACUACGAGAAACGCGACACUGCAGGAGCCUUCCUGGACGCUGAACUACACCGAGGCUGUGGACGAUGCUGAUCCUUUUGCGAGCGGUCUGUAUACCACUGUCAUGGUCGACUUUGGAGCCCCUGGAGUAGGCUUUCCGGAUGGAGGCCAGGUCCGCCAUUACCUUGCUAACAACAACUCUCUGGUUGUAAGUGGUAUGAGCGGCACUUUGAUGCGCACGGGACAAGCCAUCACUAGCUACAAUGCGCCAAAUCCUCCGGCCGGCUCAGGACCUCACCGAUAUGCGCAGCUGGUCGUUGAGCAGCCCAAAGGCUGGGUCGCACCUGCCAACUUCUCUGCAGUGAUGCCGCUCGCUCGAGGAUUCCAGGUGGAGCAGUACUUGAAUUACUCUCGACUCGGUUCCAUCAUUGCUGCGACUUACUACAUUGUAGAGGGAGCGCCACCCACCAACGUAUCGGUGAGCGCCACUUCGACAGUACCUACCGCCACUGUAGAAGCGGUCGCUUCUUCCGUUAGUGCUAGUCUUGCCAGUGCCUAUGCCAGCUCCACGGAUAGAGCCGGCACAUUUACGCCGACUCCUACCGGCGACCACUCGGAUGCUGCCGUGGCCAGGCUGUCUAGCCCUAUCCUGGCCUCGGUCGCGACAUGUCUCUGCGUCUCCAUGCUUGCAGCCUUUGCGACCCUCUGAGCUCCUUUGCCAAAGCAGUGCCCCUCCGCCAUCAAGUCUCUGGUCGAAAAGCAGCUGGUCCAAUUUUCACGGACUCAUCGAAACUCCGAUAAACCAAAAAAAGAGAGAGAAAGGAAUCCAAACUCCAAAAUCGCUCAUGAUACGUUCUGACUCGUUGGCUCGCCAUUGCGAGUUCAUCUACCCCUGCGCAGCUCUUCUCGAAUACGCAAGUUACCCCUGUUACCCUGAUUUCUUCGUCUGACUGUAGGACUGGCCAGACAUGUGGACAACUGCUCCGGCUAGGGAGGAAGGUCUCCUCUUUCGCUAACUCCUAUAGCCCCUUUGCACCGCGAUACCCCGUCAUCGUUGUUGGACGCAAUGUAUAUCGCCGCCCCUUUGUAGCAAUUAGACAAGUUUAUGGUCGACCAGGUCCCC
Ceraceosorus guamensis is the source of this 1415-nucleotide messenger RNA. Its product is annotated as PEBP-like protein. The transcript is spliced from 3 exons. The record is from RefSeq and is a predicted model, not a curated record. Bases 153 to 1001 code for a protein of 282 amino acids. Lineage: Eukaryota; Fungi; Basidiomycota; Exobasidiomycetes; Ceraceosorales; Ceraceosoraceae.